Molecule: messenger RNA, 4866 nt
Organism: Porites evermanni
Lineage: Eukaryota; Metazoa; Cnidaria; Anthozoa; Scleractinia; Poritidae
Source: the annotation of a GenBank genome assembly
AUGUCAUCUUUCUCAAGCAGUCCACAUCUGCUGACAAAAGAAAAAUUAAAAAGUGCUCUAAAAGCCAAUGGAAUCCCACUACCGAAAACCGAGCAGAAAAAAGCUUUCUACGUCGAGCUGUAUUUGCAGAGAUUGACCUCUCAAAAUGAUGACGAAUAUUCCUCAGACGAGUCUGAAGGAACAUCGGAAUCUUCUCCGAUCGGAGCCCAUAAGGUACGUAAUAUAAACAAAAUCCAUUAAUUAAUUCUGCAGCAAUAUUAAAUAUUUAAGCUCUUUACGUUGACUUGUGUAUUUCUGGGUCUGUAUUCUCGUAUUGUACCUGUGCGGCGCUAGGCGUCUGUGGUUUUGGCGGUUUAUAAACUCGCAAUUUGAAAGUUGCUGUGAUUUGUUGUCAUGAACAUUUUUAGCAGGUGCAGCUUUGUUUGUUUUUGUACGGGGAUUCGUAUAUUCUUUGAGGAUGUCCUUUCAUACGAGAUAAUUUUUAGCGUUUCUUUGCGCUAUCGAUAAUUCUUGCAGCGGUGUCAUUUUUUGGAGUACUUUUGAUCACCUUUAAAUGGCUUCCGUACGUUCUAUGGUGAUGUUUGAAUAAUAUUUUAUUCAGCUCCAAAUGGCUCACCUUAGGGACUCAAGCUAUUAGGAGAUAGCAUCGUUUGGUUAUCAUAGUAUUUCUAUUUAGAACUGAAGCAUUUCUUGAUUUGAAAAUGCCAGACCAGGUGAGUUGGAAGUUUUAGUAUAAAUUUAUACUAUUUCCUCAGUUCCUUUAUUAUGAAAUUACUAGCCGUUGUCGCUAAAUGGAUUCUUUGAACCACUUUGCAUUGCUGUAAUGUAAAUAUUAAUUACCAUACAUGACACAAUUUUAGCAGAAACACGAAAUUUUUUUUUAAUUGAGAAUUAAAAGUAUGUAUAUAUUUACCUGUUUAUUUAUGGUUUUUUUUCUCAAGUCUUUGGGCGAAUUUAUCAAAACCUAUAUCAUAUCUGCCGGUUCUUUAACAAAGUUCUGUGUUAAAAUUUGAAAAAAAAGGUUAUUAUUACGUGAAGUGUAUUAUAUCACCACUAUCAGUGUGAACUAGGUUUGCUUAACUGUGAACAAUGAAAUGAAAGUAAACAAUCCCAAACCAAAUCUGAAAAUUGAUAGCAGAAAUAGUGUUUCUCAAAAAAGGCCAAAAGGUGGUUAUUGAGAUAUUUCAGUGACUUCUUUUGAAUAUUGCAUUUCCAAAAUGCAGUUAUAACAAGGUGAUGCACGACCACAAGUCGUUUUGUAAGGUGGACCCUCCUUCUUUUGUUAUUAUCGUACAAUUUUGAUGUUAACUCUAGUCAGCUCAGUGCUUGGGAAUCAGUUUACAUUGUUAUAAAUAUAAACCGUAAACUUGAGACUUGAAACAUGAAAAUUUAAAUUUUUCUCAGUCUGAGGAAAACUGAUUUCCUAAGGAUGGCUGUUAUCCCAAUAGAGAGGAAUUAUCUGUUUGAGACAGAUAUCCUUUUUAUUAGACCUAUAAAUAAACAGAUAAAGGAGGCCAGUGAAGACAAUCCUAUUCUCAGAUUAAGAUGGAUUAUCUUUUUGAUUCAGUUUAUCUGAUUGAUAACCCAUCUGAGAUGGAUAAUCAGUAUCUAGUGUCAAAAUGACUGACAAUACUAUACUUUAGUACACAUUAAACUUAGAGUUUCUCAAUUUCUCUUCCUUUUUAACCCUUUCAGCCCCAAUAUAAACAUACAAGUUCUCCAAACUGAUCUCCAUACAUCUCCUUUAAGAAUUAGUUAAGAGAGUUCAAUGAAAGAUCAAGGCAUUUUUCUUUGGUUAUUGUUUUAUUAAUUCUCAUAACAUUACUUCUUGACAAUGUAUGGAUAUUGUUGGGAGAAAAUUGAUGUUGAUCACCAUUGAGACUUAAAGGGUUAAAUGUGCAUGUCUCAGUAGUUAUAUCCCUGUUUUUUUCUCUUAUCCAAAUUGUACAUGUAAUCUCACUUUCAGAAACUUCCUGCUAAGCCAGCAAAAAAGAUAGUCUUGAACAAAAGGGUAAAAGGUGGACUUCCCUAUGAUGUGUCUGCUCUGUCAGAUGGAGAUCUUGCCAGGCAGCUUAAAUCCUUUGGAGCCACAAUUGGCCCAAUUACAGAUUCCACUCGAGUCCUUUAUCAGAAGAAGCUUGGUAAGUCUGUGGCCUAGCUUUUCUUUUACAUGUAUGUGAAAUAUAUUCCUUCCCCUUUUUUUAUCACAGUUGAGCCCCUGAUAUUGAGGUCCUUACAUUAAGGAUUUUGUGUGAAAAAAACUGAUAUAUCUUUGGGCUCGUUUCUCAGUAGUCUGGGUAACUAAAGCAAAAUAUCAAAUCAAACUCAAAACAAUAAAAACAUUGAUCCUAGCUUACAAACCAGUUCAUUUUGUUUUGUUAACUGAUAGUGUGAUCACAUUAUCUGCAAAACUGUGGAACCCUUGACCUUGAAUGCAAACACAGCAGCUUUCUGUUGGGUUAAUUACUGGGUUUUUCGAGAAACAGACCUCUCUACCUGGGUCUAAUAAGUUGAGCUGCUCUCCAUUCAGUUCUAACUUUUGAGUCCGUUGAUUAACUCUUUUGGCUUAUACAUUCAAAUGAAAUUCUUUGACAGAAAUUUUUGGGAACACUGUGUUCUUUGUUUUUUGGGGUUUACUUUUGGUGUCCUUUCAAUCCAUAUUCAGCCUUCUAUGCCCCCCCCCACCCCCCCCCCAAAAAAAAACAAAAACAAAAAAAAAACAUGAAAUAUAAAAUUCUUUUUGUUUUCUGUCCAAAAGAAGUGACAUCUAUAGGCAAAAAUGAUGCUCUUCUUGCUUUGAGUGUGACAUCGUCUUGUCAACAUUAUACAAGUACACAUUCCUUGUGGAUGGCACCUGCAAAAAUACGCUGUUGUUAGUAAUAUUUUAUAAUUUGCACUGUAAUGGAAUGUUUAGUCUGAUCUUAGUUUGCACUAUUCUUUGAGACCCUUAGGCCUGCAGACAGGCAAGCGCACUGUCAGACAGAGUUUUUCCAUUCUUACUGUUGGAUUCUUAUCCUGUCUGGUGUAUAUUUGUCUGAGCUUGACAUAAUUUAUGCUGUGCUACAGUCAAACAUUUAUUUAUUGGAUGCUGGGGGGACUCUCUCUUGUGUAUUGUAUAAUUUUCUAUGUCUCUACUUAACACAUAAUAACAUAUACAUUCUCUAAGUUAUUGAUAUAUUCCUGAAAAAGAGAGUAGCACAUCUAGGUUAACUAAAUAUUGUGUUCCUUAACUCACGACCCUCAUACUACCUGACUGCUGACCCCUGAUUUGCUCCAGUGUCCAGUUGAUAGAGUUAUUAUACGUUGCACUUCAAAUUUCCUACCUACAGUUAAUUUUGAAAAUCAGCUUAACCGACCAAUAGGUCACCGGUAGUUAUCUGCUAGCAGCUUACUGACUUAUCUGUAGGUUACGUUUGGCAUUUUCAGUUAUUAAGAAAACCUCAUCCAAUAAUAAUUAUAACGUCAGCCUGAAAAGGAAUGAUAAAAGUCUUUCUUAAUUCAGGCCUCUCCCGUUUCGUGCUACCAGUCGCUUGCAUGGCUGUUUUCUCUUGCGUGCGUUUCUCUCGUCUGUCCAAGAAAAAAGUGCCUAGUUUCUAUUUUUCUCCUUGCAGCUAAGUUUCUGACCGAGGAACUAGAAGCUCCUGCCAGUAAAUUUUCACCCAAACAGAAGAAGACCUCGCCACCCAAACCCCAGAGGAGAAUGGAGCAUGCAGAUUUCUCUGAUGGGUAUGAUGCUGAUGAUGCCUCAGCAGAGGAGUUGGAUGUGGAAAUUGCUGAACGUCUGACUUACAAUCAUGAACAGCAAGGUACAUAGCAUUGCUGAUCACUGAUAGAGCAAUUUUUCCUCCAUGUUUCAUCAGCCUUUUUAACCGAACAGUAUGUGCUUUAGGUUUAGCAGUUGUUUAUCAAACUUGCUGUAGGUGGGCAAAAUUUUAAAAUUCCAUCUCUCCUCCGAAGAGGUUCCCACUGAGUCUUCCAAAAAAAUUGCAUCCUUCCCUGCAUGCUUUCAUUUUUCCCUCUCCCCAGCCCCCAUGGACAAAAAGAGGCCCAUGUUAGCGAGGGGAGAGUAAAAUUCCUGUCCUCUGCCUCUUCUUCUGUCGACAUACUUAUGAUGGAAAUUACGACGAUAUCCCAAUGAUUGACGAAAACAGACGGUAAUUUUCCGAAGAAUGUCUUUCCCUUGAAGCAUCGCGGGUAUGGUGUCAAGGUUUUAGCCAGAGGGGUGUCCAGCCAUCCUAUGCACGCCCGUUUUUGGAAGAAAUGCAAGGAAAAUUCACUUAAUCUCUUGAAAUUUUAUGGGAAAGCAGGCCCUCUGGACGGCCAGUUUUCAAUGUCUGGCUAAAAGCCUGUGUGGCAUUCACCUAAUAAAAAUGAGAAUUUGUAAAUGACUCCCUUUUCAAUGCACUUCUGCAUCUUGCAAUAUUGCCAACAUUGAUUCAUUGUCCACUGGGUGGGGAGGGGGGUGGGGAGGAGCUUGACUCUAUUAUUAUAUAGUGGCUGCUUUUUCUUAUUUGAAUUGCUUGCAUUGCAGACCAUAGAGACUCUCCACCUCCCCCUGAGUUACCAUCUCCUGCCUACAAAUCCACUCCGAGGAAAAGAAUCACAACGAGUACAAUUACCACACGGCAGCAUAGACGACAUAACAACAAUGGUGAUUACGCAGCAUUUAACGGCCCCGAGCAAACUGAUUCGGCUGAAGUUAUCGCAGUAAAGGAGCCAGCUAAGGUGGCAAAAGAAGAAGCCAGUAUUUGUGGUCCUCACGUUCAAAUUUUACUUGCAGUUUUAGUGUUUCUUGUGUUCAUAUCAUUUUUAGUUUAUUCUCUCAUGGAGGAUACACCUCGGGAAGGGUUUAAAGAAGUGCAGUGA